AUGCUUACUCAACAUCAAGAUGACAAAGAAGUCGUGAUUGCUUACAUGAGUAAAGCACUAAAAAAAAAUCAACAGAACUACUCAACUACUGAAAGAGAAACAUUGGCUGUAAUAACUGCGUUAGAACAUUGGCGAUGUUACCUAGACAAUGGUAAAGAAUUUACAAUAUAUACUGACCAUGCUGCACUUAAAUGGUUUCAGAACUUAUUGAAUCCAUCAGGAAGACUUGCUCGCUGGACAUUACGCUUAUCUUGCUUUAACUUUGUCCUGAAACAUAAAAAAGGAAAGGAUAACGUUGUUCCAGAUUUAUUAUCAAGACAUAAGAAUCAAGAACGUCCUGAUACACGAGAAAUUUCACCUCAAGGCGUACAUCCUAUUACGAUUGAAGAACCACCCGAUCGUAAACUUGAGCACUACAACAAGAUUUUUCUCGGAUGCUCCAACAAACCAAACUCAUAUCCCAACUAUACUAUCAGGGAUAACAAACUUUACCGCUGCAUCCAUUCUCCCGAUCGUCUAAACGAUGACUUUAUUUGGAAAGAAGUUCCACUACCUCAAGAUAGACAUGCAAUUAUUGAAGUUAACCAUGGUUCCCCUUCAGAACUCCAUCUUGGUAUCUUCAAGACAUUCAAGAAAAUAUCUUUGGUUAAUCCUACGGAGAAGUUUAAUAGUACAAUUAUUACAGCUCUAGCAUCUCUAGUAGGAGACGAUCAUAGAUCAUGGGACAACCAUCUUACUAAGAUUCAGUACGCAAUGAACAGCGCUACAAAUGUAGCUACUGGCUUUACUCCAAAUUUUUUAGUCUUUGGUAGGGAAACAAUACCUUCUAUACUCCAACUCAGAACCUCGAGGAAUUAA
Parnassius mnemosyne (clouded apollo) is the source of this 858-nucleotide messenger RNA. NCBI's taxonomy places the organism in Eukaryota, Metazoa, Arthropoda, Insecta, Lepidoptera, Papilionidae. The record is from the annotation of a GenBank genome assembly.